AAAGUGGGGAGGGGUCUCCAUUCAUAAUCCGGGAGGAGAAAUGGGCCACGAGGAGGAAGAGAGAAAAAAGAGAUGUUCUACUAACUGAGCCAUGGACCUUCCCCGUGUGCAGAAGUUAGAGGAGCUUCAUCUUACGUCCUCUUGCCCACUUGGGGGGGAGAAAUAGGAAGGGGUUGCUGAGGAAAGCCUGGAUCAGUCAGAAGCUACUAGCCUGUCUGCUUGCUCCAAACCUGAUCUGAUCUCCUCUCCUAGAUGGAGGAUCCAUUUGUCAAAGGUCUCAAGAAAGGAUCUGCAAGCAGCUGUUCAGGUGAGGGACAGGACAGUCAUCCUUCUCGGGAGCCACAUCAAGUCUCAUCAGAAAUAGCCACGCCUGAAGUGAAGGAAGAAACCUUUGGAGAUCAAGAGUUAACAAGAAGUCAGGAGGAAAGCCAAGCGGAGAAUGGGAGGAAUAAAGCCACUCAUACCCAGGCCGAUAACUCAUGUCAAAUCCCAGUCCAGAAAAACCAUCACAAGACGAAGGAGAAGCAUGAGUGUCCUUCAUGUGGCAAAAUAUUCGAGAGUAAAUCUCACCUUCACUCACACUGUAGAAUCCACACAGGGGAUUCUCCCCACGUGAUUCUUUUCCGCAUUCCCUGCGGAAAGAGUUUCAGUCAGAUUUCACAUAUUGCUUCACAUCGGAGAAUUCACACAGAAGAGAAACCACAUAAAUGUGUGGAGUGUGGGAAGACCUUCAGUCAGAGUUCACACCUUAGUUUACAUCAGCGAGUCCACACAGGAGAAAAAAUAUUUAAAUGCUUGAAAUGUGGAAAGAGCUUUAGUAAGAGGACAGCCCUCACUAAACAUUGUGGAAUUCACACAGCAGGGAGACCAUAUAAUUGCAUGGAGUGUGGAAAAGAAUUCACUCGGAACUGUCAUCUUAUUUCACAUCAGAGAAUCCACACAGGAGAAGAACCAUAUAGAUGUGUGGAAUGUGGAAAGAGCUUUAGCCAUAGCUCUAGCCUUUCUUCACAUCAAAAAAAUCACACAGGGGUGAAACCAUAUACCUGCUUUGAGUGUGGAAAGAGUUUCAGGCUUAGCUCACAACUUAAUUCACAUAGCAAAAUCCACACAGGAGAGAAACCAUAUAAAUGUUUGGAAUGUGGAAGGACAUUUGCCCAUAGCGUGUCCCUUACUUCACAUAAGAGAACUCACACAGGGGAGAAUCCAUUUAAAUGCUUGGAAUGUGGAAAGAACUUUAGCCGUAGCUAUAACCUUAUUUCACAUCAAAAACUUCACACAGGAGAGAAACCAUAUAAAUGUUUGGAAUGUGGAAGGACAUUUGCCCAUAGCGUGUCCCUUACUUCACAUAAGAGAACUCACACAGGGGAGAAUCCAUUUAAAUGCUUGGAAUGUGGAAAGAACUUUAGCCAUAGCUCUAACUUUAUUUCACAUCGAACACUUCACACAGGAGUGAAACCAUAUACCUGCUUUGAUUGUGGAAAGAGUUUCAGGCUUAGCUCACAACUUAGUUCACAUAGCAGAAUCCACACAGGAGAGAAACCAUAUAAAUGUUUGGAAUGUGGAAGGACGUUCGCCCACAGCUCAUCCCUUACUUCACAUAAGAGAACUCACACAGGGGAGAAACCAUUUAAAUGCUUGGAAUGUGGAAAGAGCUUCAGUCAGAGGUCACAUCUUUCUUCCCAUCAGAGGACUCACACUGGCAAGAAACCAUAUCAGUGCUGGGAGUGUGGGAAGAGCUUCAAUCAGAGUUCACACCUUACUGUGCAUCAGCGGAUCCACACAGGAGAGAAGCCAUAUAAAUGCAUGACAUGUGGGAAGAGCUUCAGUACUAGGACAUACCUUACUUGUCAUCACAGAAUCCAUACAGGGGAGAAGCCGUAUAAGUGCUUUGAGUGUGGAAAGAGCUUCAGUCAGAAUGCAAGCCUUAGUACGCAUCAAAAGAUGCACAGAGGGGAAAAGUAUGCAUGCUUUGAAUGUGGAAAAAGCUUCAGUGGUAGCUCAGGUCUUAUUUCUCAUCACAAAAUCCACACAGGAGAGAAACAAUAUAAGUGCUUGGAGUGUGGAAAGAGCUUUACACGGAAUACACACUUUACUUCUCAUCAGAAAAUCCACACAGGAGAGAAACGAUAUAAAUGCUUGGAGUGUGGAAAGAGUUUCAGGCAUAGCUCAGAACUUAGUUCACAUAGCAGAAUCCACACAGGAGAGAAACCAUAUAAAUGUUUGGAAUGUGGAAGGACGUUCGCCCACAGCUCAUCCCUUACUUCACAUAAGAGAACUCACACGGGAGAAACCAUAUAAAUGCUUAGAAUGUGGAAAGAGCUUUUGGUGGAGUACACACUUUACUUCUCAUCAGAAAAUCCACACAGGAAACCAUAUAAGUGCUUGUAGUGUGGGAAGAGCUUUCGAUGGAAAGCAUACUUCAUCUCACAUCAAAGAAUCCAUAUGGAGGAGCCACUAUAAAAAUAUCACACUAGGUUAUAAGUAUCCAUAUCUCUUGCAGAACUUCAAGGAAUUCACAAAGGAUAAAACAGCAUCCCUCUUCCAGCCAGCAGCAAAACUCUGACCUCUUUCUUCUUUGGGUGGCUCACUGAAGAAACACAUUUCAGCCCUCAAAGGCCAUUAUGGAAGCAUAUUCACCCAGCGGUAGUAACGUGACUGGCCUUUAGCAAGCAAAGAAGCAAGUCUCCAAAUAUAGCUAGCAGCCCUGAACUGUACAUACGUUUAGUGCAGCAACAUUUAGAAUCCUGUCUGCCAUCCUUGUCACUUCUCAAAGAAGAUUUCGUGAAGCUAAGAAAGGCACAGAAAUGGACUUCUGGAACUACAAAGAGCCUGGAGCCCAUUCACGGUUGGAGCAUGUUCACUCUGAGGAGAUGCUGACCCGUUUCUGUUUUUUGGAGGUGGGGGGAUCUAGAGGUUCCCAACCACUGUUGGAGAAACACCGUAACUCAGUGUCACCUGUUGAAAAUGGUUGGCAAGCUUUGAAUAUAGACAAAAGGAAGGACUAAUAUUUUCACUCUGUAUAUGUAAGUACAUGCUGGGGGAAGAGAACUGGGACAGAGCUGGACAUUCAUGUGCCACUUUUGAACCCCUGUGGGCAUCCAUCGGGUGCUGUUGGAGAUAGGAUGGGAGCCCUCCCAUGGACUUCAGGUGGGAUUUUGCAGAGCAGUUCUUAGUUAAGAGAGCCAAGAUUUACUGGUUGGCAAGCUUUGAAUACAGACAAAAAGGAGGACUAAUAUUUUCACAUUCUGUAUAUGUAAUGUUUUUGAAUGUGGUUAGCAAUAAUGCAUUUAUUUUGCUUUCUCCUUGGAAGUAAUAGAUGGAUUAAGCGAGAGGAGAAUUUCUUUAUGCAUUACAAAGGUUGUCACUGGAAUGAUGCAGUUCUCUGCUUUGCAAAUUCAACAAGUCUAAUAAUUCUGAGCUUUUGAAACAUUAAGAUGUUCAACGGCUUCUAAACAUGAGUGCUUUCUUUGCUCAGAAGAGGGAUCCAUAGGUAAACUCUUAGAUUACCUCCUUCCAUUUAAAGGGUGCCCUUUGAACCAUACACAUCUUCAGGAUAAAACACGGGGAGGACAUUACAGUGAAGUGUCUGCCUAACUGUUACAUGUCUGUUGGUGUCGUUCCCUUUCAGUGGAAUGGUGGGAUAUUAUACAGUCACGAGAGUGGCUGUAUACUAUAGUCAGUAGGGAUUUUUUGCGUUCUACCAUGUUAAAUGAAAAUAACCCCCCACACCCCUUUCUAGUGCUUUGUAUAGUCCCAAUUCAAAACAAAAACUUACAAGGCUUAUACUGUUGGAUUCAGAAUCGCUUGCUCUACAACUCUGGAAGUUUUCUUGGUGAUACACAAGCCCCCCACGGAGAAUCCACAGGUUAAAGUGAAAAACGGGAGGGAAAAAGCUAGAAGCCGUUUGGACUUUUUUUUCUUGAAAUUGACAUAAUCUGUUGUCCUUGAUUACAACUCAGAGAUGACUCUAAGAUAUCCCUAAUCAAUUGCCCGAGCUUGCCCCAAACACAGUACUUCAUCUGUACUAGGUUUAAAUUAAAAAAGGCAUGGUUUAUUUUUAAUUAAUUGAUUAAAAAAUGCAUUAGAAUGGAUUAUAACGUACUGCAUGCACAUGUUGCGCUGCAGCCAACUCAGAAGGGACAGGAAGGGGGGAGGCAUGAGUUUCAGGCACCUCCGCAGCCAGAAGAAGCCGAGUUAGGGAUUGUUGUGUCUGAGCAGGAUCGUGCGGGAGGGGGGCAGCCUGCUCUUCAGCCAGUUCCCACGAGUAAUGCCCUUUCUGAGGAGCCGAGCGCACUGCCCCCAGUUGAAGCAGAGGACUUGGGGGAGGAAGCUUCAGAGUCAGUGCCACCUCCUCCUUUUCCAAGCAGUUCCCAGGAGGAUUCCAGCAUGGCACCGCCCCCUGACCUCGAGCCUGUUACUCGGGAGCAGGUGUCUUCAGAUGAGCUGUUGGAUGCACGUCCCCUGUCUCCUCGUUUCCGUCGCUGCCAGAAACUGACAGGGCAAAGACAGGAAUUACGAAGGAGUAAGAGAUUACGUUCAAAAACAUUUCCUAUAUAAGCCUGCCGCUCCCAGUGGGGGUCGUUGAGUCAACUUCCUUCACACACUGCAGAGCAUGUCUAGAGUAUAGUUAGGGACUCUAGUGAGUUAGCGUAGGGUUUCCUAUGAAGCGCAAUGCCUUUGAUGUAUCCAUUACUCU
Rhineura floridana is the source of this 4696-nucleotide messenger RNA. RefSeq names its product zinc finger protein 883-like. Gene Ontology annotation, biological process: regulation of transcription by RNA polymerase II. The record is from RefSeq and is a predicted model, not a curated record. Lineage: Eukaryota; Metazoa; Chordata; Lepidosauria; Squamata; Rhineuridae. Gene Ontology annotation, molecular function: DNA-binding transcription factor activity; RNA polymerase II cis-regulatory region sequence-specific DNA binding. Bases 253 to 2298 code for a protein of 681 amino acids. The transcript is spliced from 3 exons.